AUGUCUGAUAAGCUUACUCGUAUUGCCAUUGUCAACAGUGACAAGUGCAAACCGAAGAAAUGUCGUCAAGAAUGUAAAAAGUCUUGCCCCGUCGUCCGUACGGGUAAGCUGUGUAUCGAAGUUUCUCCGGAAUCAAAGAUCGCCUUCAUCUCCGAGCGCCUGUGUAUCGGUUGCGGUAUCUGUCCCAAGAAAUGUCCUUUCGGUGCGAUCCACAUCAUCAACCUGCCGACCAACCUGGAAACCCAGGUCACCCAUCGUUAUUCGGCCAACAGCUUCAAGCUUCACCGUCUUCCGAUGCCCCGUCCCGGUCAGGUUCUCGGUCUAGUUGGAACAAACGGUAUCGGAAAGAGUACUGCGUUGAAGAUUCUCAGCGGCAAGCUGAAGCCUAACCUUGGACGUUUUGACAACCCCCCAGACUGGGAGGAAAUCUUGAAGUACUUCCGUGGUUCCGAAUUGCAGAACUACUUCACCAAGGUCCUCGAGGAUAACCUAAAGGCUGUUGUGAAGCCUCAGUAUGUCGACCAGAUCCCUAGAGCAGUGAAGGGUCCUGUCCAGAACGUCGGCGAUCUUAUUAAAGCGCGUUCCCAAAUGGACAACAUGGAGCACAUUUUGGAGAGUCUCGAGCUCAAGCAGGUCCGUGACCGUGACAUUGGCCAUCUUUCCGGAGGAGAGCUUCAGCGUUUCGCCAUCGGUUUGGUCUGUGUUCAGAAGGCUGAUGUUUACAUGUUCGACGAGCCGUCCUCUUACCUUGAUGUCAAGCAGCGUUUGGCCGCCGCCCGUGUUAUCCGAGAGCUUCUGCGACCCGACGACUACGUCAUCGUUGUCGAACACGACUUGUCCGUCCUUGAUUAUCUUUCCGACUUCGUCUGUGUGCUUUACGGAAAGCCUGCUCUAUAUGGUGUUGUUACGCUGCCUGCUUCUGUUCGUGAAGGUAUCAACAUCUUCUUGGAUGGUCACAUCCCCACGGAGAACCUGCGAUUCCGUGACGAGUCUCUCACUUUCCGUCUUACGGAGACUGGUGAUGAUUUUAUGGCCGACAAGGACCGUACUUUCGCCUACCCUACCAUGGAGAAGACCAUGGGUAACUUCCACCUGAAAAUCGACGCUGGUAGAUUCACGGACUCUGAAAUCGUUGUUAUGAUGGGAGAGAACGGAACCGGAAAAACCACCUUCUGUAAGAUGCUUGCUGGCGCCGAGAAGCCUGACGACGGCAAGUCAGUCCCGCGCAUGAACAUCAGCAUGAAGCCUCAGAAGAUUACCCCCAAGUUCCAGGGCACCGUUCGUCAACUGUUCUUCAAGCGUAUCAAGGCUGCUUUCCUGUCGCCGCAAUUCCAGACCGAUGUUUACAAGCCCCUUCGCAUUGAUGACUUCAUUGAUCAGGAGGUUCAGAACCUGUCUGGUGGUGAAUUGCAGCGUGUCGCCAUUGUCUUGGCCCUUGGUCUCCCUGCCGAUAUUUACUUGAUUGACGAGCCUAGUGCCUACCUUGACUCUGAGCAGCGUGUUAUUGCCGCGAGAGUCAUCAAGCGUUUCAUUAUGCACUCCAAGAAGACCGCCUUCAUCGUCGAGCACGAUUUCAUCAUGGCUACCUAUCUCGCCGACCGAGUUAUUGUUUUCGACGGCAAGCCGUCCGUCGAUGCCCACGCCAACGCUCCCGAAUCCUUGGUUACUGGUUGCAACAGUUUCCUGAGGAACCUGGAUGUCACCUUCCGUCGGGAUCCCAACAGUUACCGCCCUCGUAUCAACAAGUACGACAGUCAAAUGGACCAGGAACAGAAGUUGAACGGCAACUAUGUAAGUACCCGACAUAGGACGGUCCUUUCGCCGUACCUACCUUGGUCUGGUGUCAGUUGCACUAUGCUAACAUUUGUCAUCAACAGUUCUUCCUGGAAGAGGAGAGUUGAAGAGGUUGUUCCUGGAAAGCAUGACCGCGAUCAUCACAGGCGCGAUGAUCGCGACUCCCACCGCCGGCAAUACAACCGCCGCGGUGAAUGGAGAACCCUUCAAUUAAUGGCGUUUUUCGGCGUUAUGAAGGCUUCGGCUCGACAUAGGCGGCGGGGUCGCCGUGGUGUGCGCCUCACCGAUGAUAUGGAUGGUGCUACUGAUGAGGAAGAUGGUGACGAAGACGACAAUCCCGACUAG
Molecule: messenger RNA, 2139 nt
Organism: Aspergillus affinis
Lineage: Eukaryota; Fungi; Ascomycota; Eurotiomycetes; Eurotiales; Aspergillaceae
Product: ATP-binding cassette domain-containing protein
Exons: 7
Coding region: 1-2139 (712 amino acids)
Biological process (GO): translational termination; ribosomal subunit export from nucleus; translational initiation
Molecular function (GO): ribosomal small subunit binding; iron ion binding; ATP hydrolysis activity
Source: RefSeq, a predicted model, not a curated record